Molecule: messenger RNA, 1029 nt
Organism: Papaver somniferum (opium poppy)
Lineage: Eukaryota; Viridiplantae; Streptophyta; Magnoliopsida; Ranunculales; Papaveraceae
Product: dehydration-responsive element-binding protein 1A-like
Exons: 1
Coding region: 78-794 (238 amino acids)
Biological process (GO): regulation of DNA-templated transcription
Molecular function (GO): DNA binding; DNA-binding transcription factor activity
Source: RefSeq, a predicted model, not a curated record
UAGAAAAAUCUAACUAUACAAAGAACAGUACUUAGCCAGUCAAGAACACUUAUCUUUUACUAAUCCUUCUUCGAGAAAUGGAUAUGUUUUGUUACAAUCAGCUACAACAGAGUCAGUACUUGGAUUCGAGAUCAGUUGAGAUAUCAUCACCAGUAUCUGAUUCAAGUUUGAGUAACCGGAAUACAUUUUCCGAUGAAGAAAUUCAACUAGCAUCAGAUAAACCGAAACGGAAAGCGGGGAGAAUGAAGUUUCGGGAGACAAGACAUCCAGUUUACAGAGGAGUAAGGCAGAGGAAUAAUGAUAAAUGGGUUUGUGAAGUUAGAGAACCGAAUAAGAAAACAAGGAUUUGGUUAGGUACUUUUGCUACACCAGAAAUGGCUGCUCGUGCUCAUGAUGUUGCAGCAAUGGCAUUAAGAGGUAGAUCAGCUUGUCUUAAUUUCGCUGAUUCUGUUUGGAGAUUACCUGUGCCGGUUUCUUCUGAUCCUAAUGACAUUCGGAAAGCAGCAGCUGAAGCUGCCAAAGCAUUCCAACAAUCAGAAUCAGUUGAUGAAGUUAAUAAUUCCGGGCAUUUGGAGAAUUUUUCACCGGUGAAUUCGAUGGUUUCGUCUUCGCCGGGGAUUUCUUCUUCGGAGAAGGUGUUUUAUAUGGAUGAAGAAGCAGAAUUUGAAAUGCCAAGAUUACUCUCUGAUAUGGCUGAAGGGUUGUUACUGUCACCACCUCCUUCAAGAGGGUUCAGUUGGGAUGAUAUGGACAGUAAUCAUGCUGAUAUGUCACUCUGGAGUUACUCUAUUUAAAAUUUACCUCUUCUUUUUGGCAAUGAAGGGUAAAUUGGCAGUACAAAUAUUAUUGUACUUGAAUUUUGAAGUCUAUGUAAAAGGGGUAUUUUCAAAUACUCUGUUUUAGUUUGAGAGUCUUAGGUAUAUAUCAAGUAGUAAUUUUUAGUCAUGUACAGUAAAAAAAAGGUUCAAGUUUGUAAGAGGGAAUUUCCUGAAUCAACAAUAAACAAGAGUUUUAGAAUUCAAAUUCUCA